AAGAAGGAUUCCUUCCUCCAUAUUUGUAUAGCCCAUGAGCUUAGGCCGUCGGUAAUUUUUCAAGCCGUAAAUAAAGAGUGCAAAAAUGACUGAAUAAAGAAGCAAAUCGAAUGCACCAGGAACGGUAGUCGCACGGCUACAGCGGAAAUUGUUGGUGUCGUGCGCGUUUGCAGUGUUUGGGUGUAUCGAUUUUGUGCUCCACACCGUCGAAUGUGUAUCGUCUUCGUUUGUGGUGCACUUUUCCGUCACAGCGAGACACUGCGGUAAAGGAUCUGUGCGAGCGUGUGUGAGCAAAAAAAAAAGCCCGUGUCCGUAACGCGCCCCCCAUCUAGCCUUGUUACGCGUAACAUUUUCUAGAGAAAAGUGCAGUUCUUGGCCAAUUUAGAACUGUGCGUGAGUGUGUGUAUGUGUGUGUGUGAUUGUGUGCUUUGAAAACGCUACCGUCGCACAGACGAAAGGCGAAAUUUUGCAUGGAUCGGUGAGCCUUCUUCUCGUGAGAAAAAAAGUCAACGCAGAGAGCAAGAAGCAAAAGAAGAAGAAGAAGAAGUGUAGCCCGUCAUAUAAUAGCUUCUGGGUGCGGUGGAAGGGAGGGAUGCAAGUGUAAAAUUGAUGUGUGCUUGUGCAUGUGUGUGUGUGAGUGCUGUGUACGCGCGUAUAUCUGCCUGCUCGAGGACGUGCUAGUGUGUGCGUGUGCGUAUUAUGUGUAUGCAUCGUUGAUCCUGUCAGCUUCCUGCAGUGUGUAGCGAGGCCGUCGUCGUGUAGCAGCAGCAGCAGCAGCCCGCCUGCCCGACCCGCCGGUUGUGUUUGCGGAUUGUGAAACAAAAACGACAAAACCGAGUUCAUUCCAGCCAAUCUUGCGUCAAUGUCCGGCUUGGUGUGAGAUGGGAAUGUUUCCAAACCAUAAUAUUAAUCGGUAUCAAUGCACGGUCAUUUCGACGAAGAACAACGUGAUCUAUGUCAUAAAGUGGGAGUGUUAGAAUAGGGGAGCGAAACAUCAAACUGGAUUAAACUGUGGCUAAUCGAUUAUAUGAUGUGAAAUAAAAUCAGUAAAUAAAAUACUCAUCUAUCAUUUAGAGAUUAAAAUGGUAUUGCUGGCCCAAGGGCCGUGGCCCUUCGAAACUGUUGUGCAACUGCUAAAAAACUGCAAUCUUUGCCAAACAGUAGUCGGCUAUCAUAGUUGUCCUCGUUACCCGUGCUCUAUUGCUCCGACAUCAUCGUCAUCGUCGUCGUUCGUCCCGGUUUCCCGCGCAGACUGUUCAACAACGAAAGGCGAUUUAAGCGAACAAUACUUCCAAAGAACGACCGAAUCGCCUGUAGACGCGCAGGAACAAUUUGUCCGUAAAGCACCCAGCAGCUCUGCGUUAUCUCUGCUAUUUGACGCCACCGCUAACGUGACCCGACCAAACCGGUGGCAAAGAUUGUUGAUGGGCCCGCUGGUGGCGGAAGCCCCGCACUCUUUCACUGCAUGGAUUCAAUGAGUCGCAACGAGGCGAACAGCAGCAGCCACCACCAAAACAAGGUGGUCUUAAUGAAUCAAGGAACUGAUAGCAAUAACGAAAGAGCUAAUAAUCUAACAAGUAGCGGUAGCAGCAGCAGCAGCAGCAGCAGCGGCGGCGCCAAGAGCCACAUCAACAGCACUCGAGGCAACAGCACUAGCGGUAGUAGCAGUAGUAGAAGCAACAUUAUUAGUCUUAGCGGUAGUAAGAGCAGUAUUGGCAGUGACAGCAACGCUGCCAGUGGCAGCGGCGAUAAAUUUAGCAGCGGUAAGGGCAACCAACCGAUAGCAGCGCACGUGGCGGCGAUCAUUCACCCGCAGCGUCUUCAGCACCAUUCGGGGUCCGUAGAUCGGCCGGCGUCCGCCGAUUCCGACCGGGGAAGCUAUAACCCGAUAGCAGCGGCAGCCGGUGCUGUUGGCGUGGUGUCGACUGUUGCACCCUCCUCCUCGCCAGCGACGUCGUCCGGGGCGGAUAUAAAAGACUCCAACUUUGACGACGAUAACGAGUGGGACGUCGGUAUCGGAGAUUUGAUAAUCGAUCUAGACGCGGACAUUGAAAAGACUGGUGCAAACCAGCAUCAGCAGCAACAGAGACAGCAGCAGCAGCAGCAGCAGCAGCAGCAGCAGCAGCAGCAGCAGCAGCAGCAGCAGCAGCAACAACAACAACAACAACAACAACAACAACAACAACAACAACAACAACAACAACAACAACAACAACAACAACAACAGCAGAGUCAACCGCAAUCCAGCAGUAGUAGCAGCAGCAGCAGCAGUUCGACUACAGUUGGUGGUGUGCUGCAAUUUCUAUCAACCAGUGGUGGUGGUGAGUCCACGUCAGCAAUUACGCCAGUGACUACUCACAGCGGUCAGUCACGCAGUGGCAAUAGUUCGGGAAAGGGGAGCAAAUCCGGCGCAGUCAGUGGUUCCAGCGAUACCAGAGACAAAAGCUCAGCAGGAGGAAGCGGAACAGGAAACACUGCCAGCUCUGGUGGUAGCAGUAGCUCAAAGGGACAUCAUCAUCACCAUCACCAUCAUCACCACCACCAUCAUCAUCACCAUCAUCGUCACAAACAGCAGCAACAACAGCAGCUAAGCGGUAGUAGCAGCAGCAGCAGCGGCAGCGGCAGCAACAGCGGCAGCAGUAGCAGUAGUGGUGGUGGAAGUAAUACCAGCGCGAGUACGAGCGCAGGAGAGAAAGGCGGAGAGUCGCAGGGGAGAACUCAUACCACCAGCAAUUCUUCUACCAGUAGCUCAACUACAACGGCAUUGCCUGUCAACCCCGUUACAGUGGGCAGUGCGCCAGUAUCCACAGCAGGGCAGGGAAUAAGAUCCCAUCCGGGUAUCGAUACUAUUGAUAGUGCUGGUUCCCGUGGCGAUACGCAUACGCUCGUAGGGAGCAGCGGUCGCAGUAAACAGAGCGCACCAUCCGCUAGUGCCAGCAGUGUGUCUGGGGUGGUUGGAAGCAGCGGCAGUAGCGGUGGUAAUAGUAGCAACAGCAAUACCACAACAAUGUCUUCGACCACCAGCAGCUCGGGUAGCAAGUCAACGACCAAACUGUCCGUUGACCACCAAGCAACCCUGGAUAAGGGGCUGAAGAUGAAGAUCAAGCGCACGAAGCCUGGCACGAAAACGUCAGAAGCAAAGCACGAGAUUGUCAAGUCCGAUCAAAACGGCACCACAGCAACAACGGCCACGUUAAGUGCUGGUGGUGGUGGUGCGGGUGUCGGCACCGGUGGUAUCGGAUCGUCUGCCGCGCUUACCAGCACGACCGGUGUUACUGGCAUGACCACAUCGGCCUUGGUAGGCACCGGAUCAUUGACGAGUGCUGGUAGUAUGGCAGGCACUCCACUGAACGCCAACAGCGGUGCUUCAGCGGGUGGCCAUUUAACGACUGAUUCCGACAGUACGGGUAUAGCUGGAGGCGGAGGAACGAUCGGCGGAGUGGGUGGCGUUGUUGGAAGCGGCAUUGGAGGAGUGCUGAGCUCUGGAUUGAAUGCGACCGCCAGCGGACAUUCGGGCAGCGGCACGGGAGUAAACUGUGCCAAUGCGCUCGUCAACAGCAACGCUUCCAACGGCAGUAACAGUGGCAAUGUGGCGCUGAGUAACAGUGGCAACACGGCCGGUAAUAGUGGAGGCGGCAGUGGGAGCAGCACUAGCAUUAGCGGUGGAAGUAUCGUUCUGGGUAACUCCGGCAAAAAACACUCAUCACAGUCCACCAACAGUGGAACGAUUGGGAGUAGCAGCAACACGGGCGGCAACAGCAAUGCUCAGCAGCAGCAGCUGAGCUCUAGUAUGCUUACCUCUCAGCAGCAACAGUCCCAGCAGCAGCAUCAGCAGCACCAGCAACAACCGGCACAGAGUUCAAAUAAGCGUGGUAGCAGUAGUCACAGGAGAGACAAGGGGAAAGAUAAAACCACACACCACAAUCAGCGUGACAAAAACGAGCAGCAUCAAGGAGCAUCGGGGGCUGCCGGUGGCUCCGUGGAUGGCAGCAUUGGUUCGAGCGGGUUGACUAAUAGUCGAUCCGCGACGAGUAGUGGCUGCGUAUGCGUCGUCAAUCAUGAUGUACAAGUCAACGGGUUACUACAGCAGCAGCAGCCUUGCUCAAGUGCAUCGUGCAUUUAUGCCAAGUCCGGAAGCAAUAGUGGCGAUCUUGGCGGUGGCGGAAACAUAUCCCUCGGCGCAUCGCAUCGAUUAGGCGCGGGAGGCAUCAUUCCGGGAAGUUUAAGUGUUGGUACGGGUACGAACGCAGGAAGCAAUACAAGCACUCCGAACGCUCCUGGUCCACCGGUACUGGGAAAGGAUAUCAAUAAGCUAUUGAAUCUAAAUGUAGCAAGCGCAGGAACACAUAAUUCCGGAGGAAAUAAUACCAAUAGCAGCAGCAGUAUAGCCGGUACAGGAACAGGCAACAUGUGUAAUGCGAACAACAUCCAUACCGGUGCUACCGGCGUGCUGAAAGCUCAACUGCAGGCUGGCUCCAUGGCUGGAACCGCUAGCGAAGGAUCCGGAACGGGUACGGCAAACAUGAUGGGAAUGUUCUCGAGUAGUGCCGCAUCAUCGCCCAAUCUCUCGACGGCUCUGUCAACGCACGACGAUAAAAGUGGUUCAAGCCCGCCCCCCGCAAAGCGUCACAAGGGCGACAAGAAGGAAAUGGUAGACGUAUGUGUUGGCACGUCCGUCGGCACGAUAACGGAGCCGGACUGUUUGGGUCCCUGCGAACCGGGCACAUCUGUCACGCUGGAGGGUAUCGUAUGGCACGAAACGGAGGGUGGCGUUCUAGUGGUGAACGUUACUUGGCGGGGUAAAACUUACGUUGGAACGUUGAUCGAUUGCACCAAACAUGAUUGGGCGCCUCCGAGGUUUUGUGAUUCUCCGACUGAGGAAUUGGACUCCAGGACACCGAAAGGACGAGGCAAAAGAGGUCGAAGCUCAGCUUUGCUGCCAACGAACGAUCUUAGCAAUUUCACGGAGACUCGAAGCUCGAUGCACAGUAAGUUAAGGAACGGCGGUUCCAAAGGACGAGGAGGACGAGGAGGCAUAAUCGAGACGAACGCGGCAAGUGCAACCGGAGCAUCCAAACUUCCAACGCUCACUGCCAGUGCAAAUGUUCUUGGAACAGCCAACAAUGGAGGAUCGCUGGGCGGUGCCAGCAAUACACCCUCAACGUCACCAGUAGCAUUUCUUCCGCCGCGAGCAGAAAAACGCAAAUCAAAGGACGAGUCUCCUUCCCCGCUAGGCGCGGGCAGUGGUGGCAGCGGUUCCGGUGGGGCCGGUAGUAACAAUGGUGCGCAGAACACCAUGAGCAAUAAUGUGAUAAACUCGGCGUCUGUAAAUAUCGGAAGCAAUUCCUCCGGCAACACAGGAAGUGGUUUUAACAAUGCAUCCAGCGGAGACGGUAGCGGCCACCCGAGUGGCUCCCCGUCGAUCGUUAAUCUCGUGACGGGAUUAAAUGUUCAGGUGAGCAGUGGCGGUAGCGGAACUGCCGGCGGAUCGGCGUGUAAAAAAGCAAAAAGUAGCACCGCAGCCUGUGCAAUUUCACCGGUACUGCUAGAGUGUCCUGAGCAAGACUGUAGCAAAAAGUACAAGCACGCGAACGGGUUGAAGUACCAUCAGAGCCAUGCACACGCUGGCAGUGCCUCUUCCAUGGAUGAGGAUUCAUUGCAAGCGCCAGAAUCACCGCAACGAAUAGCACCUUCACCGACAACCAACAAUACCGCCCCGUCACCUCUGUCCGUGGCCGUCGGUGGCAGCACAGCUCUCCCCACUGCAACUACCGGCGGUUCGUCUGCGACGGGCAACAACAGUGAACUCGUCCUGGCCCUGUCUACCACGACCGGUGGUUCAGGCUCCAGCUCUGCCAUAGCAGCAUCCUCAUCUACCCCAUCACCAUCACAAUCCGUGUCUGGGUCGGCUUCCUGCAUUUCAACGAUGUCUAGUCAAUUGUCACAACAAAAUUUAGCUUCUAAACAAUCCCUUGGCCCCAACAAUUCCAACACAAUUAACAAUGGAAACAAUGGUGGUGGUGGUGGUGUUAAUUCUCAGGACACAACGGGUAUGCUACUGCAUCAGUCCUCAUCCGCUGAUCAAAUGUCAACGUCUAGCGUAACGGCGGGCACUGUAGGCACAAAUGAACAGCAAGACCCUGACAGACACGGCGCGAGUGGUGGUCCAGAGGCACCAACUGACGGAGGUUCGGCUACACUCAAUGAUGAGGAAUCAAACCUAACAACAACUGGAGUAAUGAAUGCUAGCAGCGCGGCAGGCUCAGUUGCAAUACCAAGAUCGCCGGCUGUUGGUAUGGGAAUGCUGUCGACUACUCCAACAACUCCUUCUACACCAGUGGAUGCACAUAAAACUCCUCACGGUUUCGCAAAGCAAAAGAAAAGUCGCAAAUCGCCCGGUCCUUCUACCAACGCCGAAUUUGACCAAAUGGCUGCAUCCGCGGGCAAUCGCACAGAGGACGUUCAAAGUCCCGCUUACAGUGAUAUUAGCGAUGAUUCCACUCCCGUUACUGAUGCUACGGAUUUGCCCAUGGGAGCAGGAGAAAAAUCUAAAGGAUCUCAUAUGGCAGAAAACACAAGAAAAGCAAACGACACUCCAGCUGAAUCAGUAAACAAUGCCAGCAACAGUAAUCCUAACACCAGCGGUCCUUUGGGGCCACUCUCCAGCUAUGGUCUUUAUCCAUACUACGCAGGACUGCCCCAUCAGCAACCACCUCCACCGCCACCGGCCGGUGGCCCAUACUUCCCUACGGCUGCAGACCUUGGUUCAAAUAAACCUCCUCCGCCACCUCCAAUCGGUCCGGUUCCCUUACCUCACGGUGUCGCAACUAGCAUUGCACCCUCAGCAGUCUCUGCUGCCGGAGGGCCGCUCGAGUACAGCAAAAAUAAAGAGCCGCCGUUGGAUCUUAUGAACAAACCAAACAACACAGGACCACCACAGCAUCCAUUGCAUCAGCCGCAGCCUCCAUCCUCUGGAUUACCCCCUCCGCCAUCGCUAGCAUCAGCCGGUCCGCCUACAGUGCCGGAGGGUGUGCGGACUCCUGGAGGGCUUAUGCUGAACCCGUCCGCGACUGCCGGAUUACCGUCACUUGCAGGGGCAGCUGAUGUGAAGGACGGUUCGAUAUUGAACGCCGGUCCUCCUCCGCCACCGGGUGGCAAAGUACUGUCACAUUACUAUCCUUAUGGCUAUGUACCCCCCGGGUAUAAUUAUCCCGGGCUCGAUGCUGGCUACGGUCAGCUGUCGGUAAUAUCGGACGAAUCAAAGCAUAGUCCGGUUAUUACGGUCAAGGAGGAACGGUUAAAAGAGAGCCAAAGUCCUAGCGAGUACAGCAAACUGGGUGCAUCACCGCUCAUGGCCUCAAAACUCAUAAAAUCGGAAUCUACGAAAGAUAUAAAGACUGAACCAGGCCUAAGCGGAAGUGGCGGCGGAUCGCUACACGGCCCCGGUAUUCAUCCUAAAGAUCCUCAACAAGCUGGUCCAAAUCAACAACCGCCAUCCCUGCCAUCGCAAUCGCUGGGUCCGUAUGGUAGCAUGUUCCGACAUGGGCUCGGUGUAGGCCCACCACCCGGAGGUCCUCCACCACCGUCCCAUAUUCCAGCGUCUCGAGAGGAGGAUCUUCGAAGAAUGUUCAGCUAUACUGAUCAACGACGGGUAGGUGGCAAUCCCCCACCAUCGGGUCAUCCGGGAGGGCCACCGGGGCUUCCGCCCGGUCUUAAUCCAAAGGAUGAGCCGCAUUCACCAUCAUCGCACGGGCAAUCGCAACAGCAAUCAGGAUUGCAUGGACAAUCGUUGCCGGGUUCGGGAAAAGGUUCCAAAUCCUCCUCGGGACAGACCGGUUCGUCGUCCUCAUCCGGUGGAGGAAGCAGUAAAGGAAUGGGGAAAGGUUCCGACAGUGGUAGUGGAAGCAUCAAGCAGGAGGACAAAGAAAGCGCAAUGAAAAUCAAACAGCAACAGCAACAGGAGGGUCAGAAACCGACGAUGGAAACGCAAGGCCCACCGCCACCGCCAACCUCCCAGUACUAUUCACCGUCGCUGUAUAUGAGCGCCUCUCCGUUCGGGUUCGAUCCAAACCAUCAAAUGUACCGACAGAUGUUGGUUUCCACUGCGCCGUAUAGUGCGCCACCCUAUCACUUGCAAAUACCGCGCUUCAAUCACCCGCCCGAGGAUCUGUCACGGAAUCAGAGUACGAAAGCGCUUGAUCUGCUGCAGCAUCAUGCCAGUCAGUACUACAACUCACACAAGAUACACGAGCUUAGCGAGCGCGCAAUGAAAAGCCCGACCAGCAACAGCGUUAAAGUAAGCGUAUCAAGUCCCAAUCUCUCGCAGCAACCCGGUUGCCAAAAUCCUAAUCUAUGCAUUCCUCCACCAAACAGUAGUAGCGCAGGAUUGUCUUUACAGCAACAGCAGCAGCAGCAACAACAGUCAGUUGCUGCCGCUCAACAACAAUCAUCUAAUUCUAGUGGUGGCGGUGGUGGCGGUGGUGGUGGUGGGAGUGGUGGUGGGCCGCCACCAUUGCAGCAAUCAUCGCAACCUCCUUCGUCUGGGAAUCAUAUGCAAGGGACAACAGUGAAUAGCAAUAGUGGGAGCAGUGGUAAUGUAAAUAGUGGUAACAGCGGUGCCAGUGGUGGUCCCGUUGGAGCAAAUAAUGGUAGUGCCAGCGGUAACGGCGGUAAUCCUGGCGACGGUCAGGGUAAAGAUCAUACCGGCGGCAAUAGCUCUGCCAGUUCCCAACAACAAUCUUCCACCGGUGGCAGCAGUUCCAGCGGUGGAGGCAAUGCUGGGGCUCGAAGUCCGCCCCCUCAACGCCAUGUGCACACACACCAUCACACCCAUGUUGGACUUGGUUAUCCAAUGUUUCAAGCACCAUAUGGCGCCGUACUAGCGACACCCCAGGCGGCGGCCGUCACUGUGCUCAGCCCAUUCCAGACGGGACCGCCCACCAAGUGAAGCAAAACAUCUCACCGUCCCGUCAGAUAAAUCAUCUGGGAUUGGUAGCAGCGCGUGUUCCUUUUGCAGAUGGAGUUUUGUAAAUAUAUAUAUGUAUGUGAGUGUGUUUGUGCGUGCGUGCGUGUGUGUGAUAUACAUAUGACAUACGAUCAAUCCGCUUUUUCUCAAAUUACCGUAUCCUGGAUUGUUGCUACCAACGCUAUUGAAACAGUGAACAAAGGAGCUAACAGGAGCAAGGUGACGAGACGUUCCGUUUCUAAGGAAUAGACAAGACGAAAAACACAUCAGUUCUCUUACGCGAACGAAUUGUAGUAAUUUGCAGCCGACCAGUUUCAGUUGAAGUAGAAUAUCUAAUGUUGUAAUUGCGACGUAGUAAAAAGCGUUCUUACGAUCUAUAGUUUACGUGGUGAGCAAUUGUAGUACGUACUGCAAGAGCAGAUUAAGAUUGCUGCACUAACGGCAAUAUUGGCCACAGCUAACAAACCUAUGAUAAUUAUAUGAUUGCGUUGGGGAAUGGCGCGUCGCGUGAUAUUUAAGGCACAUUUAUCAUGCUUCAGUUUUUCAAACUCUUAGAAUUUUAUGUAGCGUUAUUACGUACCCGACGUAGUAGGGUUGAGAAAAACCGUUGGCCACGUUCCAGUCCAUUUCUGUUAGUUAAUCGAUCGAUCAAUAGAUCGAAGUUGUUUAACCUUUUUUGGGACGAUUGCAUUGAUAGCUUUCUUUUUUUACGUUCGAUCAGUAAUAUUUGGUAAAACAAUGAAUGGAACUUUUUAAUCAAGAGAAGAAAAUAUCGUUAAAAAUCUAGCCUCUAAUACUAAACUACUAUUGGGAAAAGCAAAACCACUGCAUCGCAAAAGAUCAAUGUUAUUUAUAGAAGAAGAAGAAGGAAAAAACACUGAACAUUUAAAUGGUUCACACCAAUGCAAAAUGUAAAUAUGCUCGAAAUUCGACAACGGAGAGAGGAUUGGUGAUGUAGGAUUGUCAAGUAUUAUUCACGAACGAAAUUUGAUUGAAAAGCAUUACACGCUACGUUCGAGUUGAUCGCGCACAACGCAACGCAGUGGUGUGUUAAGGUCUACUUACUACUUUAUUGUUAUCUUUUCUUUUAGAUAAACAAAAAGAAAAACAACCCUCAUUGACGAAUGAAUUUACAUUUCAACUCAAAACAGUCAAACAAUGCAAAAUGGGCGGUAAAUAAAGUAGUGUGCAGAUGCGGACAAGAGCUGCUAGUAUAACGCAUUGUAGCGGAAACACAGAGAUGCGCACGAUCAAAGCACGGUACAGAAAAUAUGAGUUCAUAUGAGAGUCUUUUGAUAGCUUUUGGACGGGUUUGACAGCGUUCAUGGUGGAAGUGUCGUGUUGUUAUAUAUUCAUACAUAUAUUUUUUUACAAACAAAAUCGAAAAAGAAGGGCAAAGAUAAUUUUUUGACGAUGUGGGUAGGAAAUCCUGUCAGGUAGAAGAAAUCGUUAAAUGAUCCAUCAUUUUACCCGGAAACAUGAUUGCCUGUUUAACGGAACGCGACGCAAACCACGUAGAUACAGAAACACACACAUACACACACAUACACCUUACUUUCUUACAGGGGUUGCGUCGCGUAUUCGUUAGAAACGCAAACGCAAGGCAUAUCGGUGGCCAAUUUCUGUGCUUUCUGUUGUAAAAUUAUGUAGAAAAUAAUAAGGCGCUGAAUAUUUAGGAAGAAACGUUACGCUAUCGCAAGAAGAUGACAAACAUUAUUCAUUAAAGCGUGCGCGGCACGGCGCAAGCAUGUCGGAAGGGGCAAAGAGGAGUUGUAAUUAACUAACUGUAGAUCAUUUGACAGUAGUAGUUCCAUUGUGUGUGAAUGUUAGCUUCGUUAAGUGAUUGCAAGUG
Anopheles merus is the source of this 10817-nucleotide messenger RNA. RefSeq names its product mucin-19-like. Gene Ontology annotation, cellular component: nucleus. The transcript is spliced from 15 exons. NCBI's taxonomy places the organism in Eukaryota, Metazoa, Arthropoda, Insecta, Diptera, Culicidae. The record is from RefSeq and is a predicted model, not a curated record. Gene Ontology annotation, biological process: regulation of transcription by RNA polymerase II. The coding region runs from base 1466 to 8947 and encodes 2493 amino acids.